AUGGACGCCCGCGGUGCCACGCAAGAUACCGGACAACAUCGUGUCCUCGAGUUACACGACGACAAGAGGCUGAUUAAGAAAAAAGUACCGACAUGCGUGACCGUCAAAUAUGCAACAAGAGCGGAACGAUUGAAAGAAAAAAAGAGAGAAGACUUAAAAAAGAAGUCUAACGAGAAUCUUAAAACCAAAGAAAUGACUUUUGCGAAGCAAAGCGAUAUAAAAUUUAAAAAACGCGAAGAAAUAAAGUUAGAAGAACGCGAAGAGACGAAAUCGGAGAAUCAGGAGAAAACAAGAGCCGAGGAUCGUGAAGAAACGAAAUCACAGAAGCAGGAGGAAACAAAAUUAGAAAAUCGUGAAGAAACAAAGUCAGAAAAAGUCGAAGAAGCGAACUCAGCAGAAUGCGAAGAAACAAAAUCGGAACAAAUCGAAGAAGCGAAGUCAGAGGAAUGCGAAGAAACAAAUACUAGCAGAGAGAAGCCUGUGAGAAAGGCCAUUCCGGCCUUUUUCGUGAGACUGUCGAAAACUUCUAUGUACACUACCGCCAGUGCAUCCAUUUUUGAAUAUGGUACUACCAGAGACGGCCACCGGGAUCAUUCCGUUCCAGCGGACGUAUAUACUGACGCGCCGUCUGAGAAAGUGGACGUCAACUACGUCGUUACGCUCG
This is a messenger RNA of Temnothorax curvispinosus, 664 nucleotides long. Its product is annotated as axoneme-associated protein mst101(2)-like. The annotation marks the transcript as partial. Lineage: Eukaryota; Metazoa; Arthropoda; Insecta; Hymenoptera; Formicidae. The record is from RefSeq and is a predicted model, not a curated record. The transcript is spliced from 3 exons.